Molecule: messenger RNA, 3640 nt
Organism: Phragmites australis (common reed)
Lineage: Eukaryota; Viridiplantae; Streptophyta; Magnoliopsida; Poales; Poaceae
Product: mitotic spindle checkpoint protein MAD1-like
Exons: 25
Coding region: 236-3625 (1129 amino acids)
Biological process (GO): attachment of mitotic spindle microtubules to kinetochore; mitotic spindle assembly checkpoint signaling
Cellular component (GO): membrane; mitotic spindle; nuclear envelope
Molecular function (GO): hexosyltransferase activity
Source: RefSeq, a predicted model, not a curated record
GGUUUUUGCGGUUUUGCCCGUCCAUCUUCCAAAUAUUCCCCGUUUUACUGGAGCCCACAAAUUGCCGGUGCUUUACCACCGCCGGAUUUUCAAAUCGAAUCGCUCCUCCUCCUCCCCCAACACGGCCUCCAUCUCCGCUGUCCGCUCCCCACUUCGCGGCGAGCGACCAGAACCCUAGGAACUAGGCGGAGCUUCCCGAAUCCCCAAGGGUGAGAGCCACCGGGUAGCAGGCGAGAUGAUUCUCCGGACCCCACCACAGCGGAAGCGCCGCGCCGACGCCGACGCCGACGCCGGUGCCGACCUCGCCGGUGUCAAAUCCAUUGGCGGCGUGAGCGCGACCGGCCGGAGUCCAGUCUCUGACCGCCGCCUGGUGCUUUAUGACCGCCCCACCGCCCUCGUGGCUGCUGGUGCCCCAGGGGAGCCGUUCGACGACAUGGUCUGCACGUACCACUGCCGCCAGAUGGUAAAAUCGGAGUUCAUGGUGGCACUGAACACUGCAGAGAAGCAAGUUCAGGAAUAUCAAGCAAAACUUGAUGCGUUGGAGGAGCAAUUAUCCAAGAGUGAGGAUGAAAGGAUGCAGUUCCAGGAUAAGCUGAACUAUGCGGAGCAAGAACUGGCAGCGGCAAAAGGGCGGGAGAGUGCAUUACAGGAACGGCUACUGAAGGAGUUGGGUGACUAUCAGGAGCGGUACCAUGAUCAAGUAAAAAAAAUAAAUGAACUUGAGGCACAACUCAAUAAAGAGAUCAAUUCUAGAAUCAGUGCUGAAUCGUCAGCAUCAUCUGCAAAGGAAUCGAUCAAAGACUUGGAAGAGAAUUUGCAGCGACUAUCAGAACGUUCAGAAAGGGAGAAGAAAACCCUUAAGAAGGAAUUUUCAUAUUUGAAAGAUGACCUAACCUUAUCUGUUUCCAAACUUAAUGCUGAGCUUGAGAGAAUGAGACUCAGGGCAGAAAACUCUGAGAGUGAAGCAAAGUUGUUAAGCGAGCAGUUGGUGGACUUGAAAAAGCAAUUUGACGAGUGUCUUCGUGAAAAGAAUGACAUGGAGCACAAGCUAUUGAUUUCCAGUGCUUUGUCUGAUCAGCGUGCUCCGACAGAUGACCAGAAGUUGAUCAAACUUUUACAAGAAGAGCUCCGGAAUUUUGAAAAGGAAGUGCAUGAAGCUAGAAGGUUGAAAUCUUCCCACACAAAUGUUGAGUUGCUGAAAGAAAAACUAUUGGAGGAGCAGGGGCGCAAGGAAAGAGCGGAGAUGGAAUUAUCCAAGCUGCAAGAAAUUGAAGCCAAAGCACAUAAGUUGGAGCUUGAGUUAGCAUCAUGUACAUUGCUGCUCAGCAACAUACCUGAUGUGUCUUCUUAUGGCGACAUACCUCAAAAGUUUGCAGAUUUGCAAAAGCAAGCAUUGACAAAUUUGAACAAAGUUGGUGAAGUAACAUCACGGCUGAAAGAAUUAGAGGUUGCACUGGAAUUUGCUGAUCUCAGCAAGCAACGUGCAGAAGGUGAAGCUACCCUUGCUAAAGAGAGGGCUGAAACUGCUACCAGGGAGGCCAAGCGGCUUGAACUUAUGCUUGCUUCAAUCAGUGAAGAAAGAGAUAAGCUGAGAAAGGACCACGCUAUGCUGACGAAACAAAAACUUAGGGAUGGGGAUGAUACACCAAUCAAGAAUAUGGACUCAGAUCUAUCUGGAAUGGAGAAAAUAAUAAGAGAGCUGGAGAGCACCAUACACGACCAGAAAGAACUGAUUAGUCAAAAACAUGCUGAACUCGAUAUAAUGAAUGAAAGAUUAAGCCUUGAAGCAAGGAAAGUGAAAUCUUUGGAGCGAGAGGGAGACCAACUGCGCUCUCAGGUGGCCUUACUAGAGUCAAAGUUAGGUCAUGGAGAUUACUCUGCCUCAAGCACAAAAGUAUUGCGUAUGGUAAAUACUCUUGCAGUGGACAAUGAAGCAAAACAGACAAUAGAAGCACUACAAGCUGAACUAAAGAAAACAAAAGAGAGGCUGCAAGCAGUCGAAGAACUGAAAGGACAAGCUGAUGCUGGAACUGUGGUAGACGCAAAUAUUGCUGAAAAGCUAGCACAACUUAAAAAUCAAAUUGCCACACUUGAGAAACGUGAAGAAAGAUACAAAACAGUGUUUGCAGAGAGGAUCUCGGUCUUCCGGAAGGCCUGCUGCUCACUUUUUGGUUACAAGAUAGUGAUGAAUGACCAGCAGCAGUCAAAUGGGAUCCCCAUAACACGCUUUGUUCUGCAAUCAGUUUAUGCCCAAAGCGACGAUGAGAAGAUUGAGUUUGACUAUGAAUCCGGAAGCACAAAUAUUGUGGUCAACGACUACACGUGUCAACAAGAAAUUGCUCAGCAGGUCGAGGUUUUCAUAAGGAAGAUGCACUCCAUCCCAGCCUUCACUGCUAACCUGACAAUGGAGUCCUUCAACAAGAGAACUGAGGCACUGACGGAGCGGCAGCCGCAGCUGGAGAAGAAGCCGCCGCGGGCGAGGGCGCCGCUGUCGGGGAAGGCCGUCGCCGCGCUGUGCUUCACAAGCUUCGUUGUGGGCCUGCUGCUCAGUGGCAAGGUGUCGCUUCUGCCGGCCUCGGCGCCGUCCGCGAGCAGGUACAGCGCCAAGGAGAGCACUCGUGCUUCUGGUUGCGACAAUGAUCAGAAGCUAGGAGAGAGGCAUCCGACGGAUCUCCUGAACGAGGUGUCGAGGACUCAUCAAGCAAUUCUGUCGCUGGACAAGGCGGUGUCCACUCUGGAGGUGGAGCUGGCCGUGGAGCGAGCGAGGAGCGGCGGCGCCGGCACGGCCGUGGCGUCCAAGCCGCCCCAGAAGGCCUUCGUCGUGAUCGGGAUCAACACGGCCUUCACCAGCAGGAAGCGGCGCGACUCGCUCCGCGAGACCUGGGUCCCCAGAGGGGGAAAGCUGAGGAAGCUGGAGACGGAGAAGGGGAUCGUGAUCCGGUUCGUGAUCGGGCACAGCGGCACGCCGGGCGGGGCGCCGGACCGCGCGCUCGACGCCGAGGAGGCGGAGACCAGGGACUUUCUGCGGCUGGACCACGCGGAGGGCUACCACGAGCUGUCGUCCAAGACGAGGGUCUACUUCACCACCGCCGUCGCUACCUGGGACGCCGACUUCUACGUCAAGGUCGACGACGACGUCCACCUCAACCUCGGGAUACUGACAAGCAGGCUGGCGAAAUACAGAACGCGGCCGAGGGUGUACGUCGGCUGCAUGAAGUCCGGGCCUGUUCUGUCGCAGAAAGGAGUGAAGUACCACGAGCCAGAGUACUGGAAGUUCGGGGACGAGGGGAACAAGUACUUCCGCCACGCCACCGGCCAAAUCUACGCCAUCUCCAAGGACCUCGCGGCCUACAUCUCCAUCAACCAGCCGAUCCUGCACAGAUUCGCAAACGAGGACGUCUCUCUCGGCGCGUGGCUGAUCGGGCUCGAGGUCGAGCACGUCGACGAUCGGAGCAUGUGCUGCGCAACGCCUCCAGAUUGCGAGUGGAAGAAGCGAGCCGGGAACGUGUGCGUGGCGUCGUUCGACUGGUCGUGCAGCGGGGUGUGCAAGUCGGUGGACAGGAUGCGGCACAUCCACAAGGCGUGCGGCGAAGGCGAAGGGGGCGUCUGGAACGUCGCCAUAUGAUCAGAUGAGAUGAUC